AUGGUUUGCUCGAGCUGUGGCGACUACGUGUAUGAGUACUGCUCCAUCCACGGACGCCUUCUGGUUAUUCCCGAUGAUGAGGUGCCCCCUCCGCCGCGGCCGCCCCUCCCCCCGCGCGCCGCCCUCACCCUCCCCCGCGCCUUCCUGCACUUGGCUCCGUCCACUAUACCAGGUGCAGGGGUAGGAGUGUUCAGUACGCUGACGCUGGCCACAGGGGUCCGCUUCGGGCCCUACCGCGGCCUGAAGACCCAGGCCGUGACCUCGGCCUACUGUUGGCAGAUUUUCGACCGCGAGCACAAGCCGUCUCACGUUCUGGACGCGCGCGACGCCAACAAGUCCAACUGGAUGCGCUACGUCAACUGCUCGCGGCACUUUAGCGAGCAGAACCUUGUGGCGUUCCAGUAUCAGGGCCAGCUGUACUACAGGACAAUAAAGAUAAUCCCCCGCUUCACGGAGCUGCUGGUAUUCUACGGCAGUGAGUUCGCCAGCGAGCUGCGGGUGGACCUGCGCCGGUACCACACGCCCUGCACCCAGACACUCGUAAAAUGUGAAGCAGAAAAUGACGAAGACACUAAAAUACCUGAAGAGAAGCUUGUUACUGAGACUGCGGUUGAUAAUAAAGAAAACCUGAUGCAGACCAAAUACCCUCUGGAAGUUGAGCAGAUAGAUGAUGAGAGUAAACAUUCCUCUGAGGGUGAUUUUUUAAAAACUCAUUUGAAUGAGCGGAAGAAUGAAAAUGUAGUGCAAAAGCCAGAUCCUCUGGAGGAAGAUAUAUAUGAUAUUGAUGAGAAUAAACACCAGUCCUCUGAGAAAAAGAGACCACACACAUGCACAAUUUGUGGGAAACCAUUCAGAAAACCGUCGUGUCUAAGAAGGCACAUGAUGACACAUAGCCAAGAUAAGCCGCAUGUAUGCGAGAUUUGCAGCCGAGGUUUUGCACAGACAUACCACUUGAAGCACCACAUGAAAGUACACACCAAUGAAGAACCUGAGAUUAAGCAGACAUUCUUAUAA
Molecule: messenger RNA, 1014 nt
Organism: Cydia splendana
Lineage: Eukaryota; Metazoa; Arthropoda; Insecta; Lepidoptera; Tortricidae
Product: histone-lysine N-methyltransferase PRDM9-like
Exons: 8
Coding region: 1-1014 (337 amino acids)
Biological process (GO): regulation of gene expression
Cellular component (GO): nucleus
Molecular function (GO): protein binding; histone methyltransferase activity
Source: RefSeq, a predicted model, not a curated record